UGUUAACCAAAGGGCGUACACCCACGGAACGGUGCGCUGUGUAACGUGUUUCAACGUUUCGCAGUGUUCACAGCCGAGCUGCAUUCGUGGUGUUUUGAAAGUUUAUAACAUUUCUGCCACGCUCCUCUUAAUUGGACGAUUGCCUUCUCUGCUUCCGAAUGAGCACAAUUUAUGCAAAGCAGUGUCCCCUAAAUCAAGAUCUGCUGCCUCGUCCGAGCAUCUAAGUUACUUCAGAAAAAAAGAUUAAGCAGCCAUGCGGUGGUGUUUCAGCUUUGCUCAAACCCUCGUCUUCAUGCACAUGGCCAUGGGCCAGGAGAAAUCUGACGGUGACCGUGCUGUGGGUGGCAUGCUGGUGUACCCAACUGAUGGCAGCCACUGGAUGAGCCUGCGUGAUCUGUCCCUCGCCUUAUCUCGGCGUGGUCACCGAGUGGUCGUGGCAUUACCCGCGACAGGUAAUAUGAUGGUGGGGGAGACGCCUGGGCUAGACUCGGAGACCUUCCCUGUGCCCUUUGUUGAUAAACAUAACAUGUUAGAGACGUUUUUACGAGAAAUGGUAUUUAAAGAAACAGAUGGCGUUACAGAAUUCACCUUUAGGAGCUUGGAGAAUAUCAACAAGAAGUUUGCCGGAAUGUGUGAUAGCUUACUUGGCAAUGUUGCUGUGAUGCAGCGACUUCGAACCUAUAACUUUAAGGUUCUUCUCGCUGACCCCAUGGAUCCAUGUGGAGCAAUUUUAGCUGAUGCACUGGGGCUCCCGUCAAUAUUUCUAAUGCGUGGUAUUCCAUGCAAUAUCGACUUAAAAGCUGCCCACUGCCCAGCACCAUCGUCGUACGUUCCCCAAAGUAUGUCAGGCUUCACAGACCACAUGAGUUUCACCGAGCGGGUCACCAACAUGUUUAUGGGUUUCAAGCAGGAUCACCUGUGUAUUGACUUCCUUCUGAAACGCUUUGAUGAGCUGGCCAGGCGCCACCUGGGCCGGGACGUCACGGCCAUGGAGCUGCUUAGCAAUGCGUCCAUCUGGCUGUACCGGACAGACUUUGUCUUUGACUAUCCCCGCCCGACUAUGCCCAACAUGGUGAAUGUCGGAGGUAUGACAUCUGGUGAAGCUAAACCUCUUCCACAGGAUUUGGAAGAGUUUGUGCAGAGUUCUGGGGAGCAUGGUGUGGUGGUGGUGUCAUUUGGAUCCUUGGUGUCAGCCAUUCCUCAUAGAAUAGCAAACAUUCUUGCAGAGGGCCUGGGCAGAAUCCCACAAAAGGUUAUAUGGCGCUAUGAAGGACCAACCGUCGAAAAGCUCUCAAACAACACAAAAGUGAUGCCCUGGUUACCACAGAGGGACCUCUUAGCCCACGCUAAGACUCGUGUAUUCGUGACGCACGGUGGAUCGCACGGCAUCUACGAGGCCAUCUGCUAUGGCGUCCCCAUGCUCGGCCUGCCACUCUUCGGGGACCAGUUCGAAAACAUGGCCCGCAUGCAAAGCAAGGGUGCAGCACUGGUGCUCAACAUUCACUCCCUCGACGCUGGCUCUCUCGCCUCGUCCAUCUCCACAAUCGCCACCCACAAGAGCAGCUACAAGGAGAAGGCGUCACUUCUCUCGCGUCUGUACCACGACCAGCCGCAGAAGCCCAUGGACAGGGCAGUGUUCUGGGUGGAAUUUGUGAUGCGGCACGGUGCUGGGCACCUGCGAGUGGCGGCUCACCACCUCACCUGGUACCAGGAGGCCAGCUUUGAUGUGGCGGCGUUUCUGCUGGCAGCCAUAGUCCUGGUGACAAGCGUGUUGACUGCGCUCAUCACGAUCUGCUGUCGCUGGCUCUGUAGGGCCAAACAUCGUAACGUCACUGUAAGCAAAGAAAUGGCAGCCUCUAAAAAACACAAAUGAUUUUAAUCGGAGCAAAAAAAGAAUCUAUAUUACAUUUAGUGCACGUGUAAAUAUCUUCGAAAACAAUAUGAUUGUGCUGAUUUUGUUUUCUGAAGUUGAAUGCGAAUGUAAUUCCCUUGAAUGUGUUUUUUUUAAAUAACGUCUGGCUAAUUUCAUUCAAGUGGUCUUAGCAAGUAGAUUUUGUCGACGCAUGGCUUUGGAGACACUUUGAAUGUUAGCGAUUGAGACUGGUUUUGUACGGUAAUUUUAUUUUGUAUUGGGUUGGGUAAUUGGUCUCUUGUUGAUUGCUUUCUAUGAAACUUUGACAUCAUAAGGUGAUCAAGUGGACAGGUGUCUCAAGGCUCAGAGAUCCACCCAUAGUACCGGCAGUACGCACUUGAUGUUGUGGCAAUUUUAGGAGAAAAUGCACAAAGUAAAUUUUGAUUUAAAGCUUUCGUGACUGCAGGGAUUCAUCUUCUUGGUUCUUUCGGUAAAGUCACGUAGAAGGGAAAUAAUAAAAUAAUAAAAAUAAAACAUAAUAAAAUAAUUCUCACAACGUUUCGGCCACAACGCAAGCAGCCGUCCUCAGGUGAAGAACAGGUCUGUCGGAAAGACUCGAUCAAUAAUCUCCAUAGUCCUCAUUUCGCCUGUCCCGUGCCUCCAACUCUGUAAUGAGCAAUUGCAGAACGCGGUUAUCUUCCCCGUUGAAAAUUAGCUAGUAUGUUUCUGGACAGAUUGUACUUGGCUUAAUCGAAUGCUUCAAUGUAACCGAGCAUCAUGAUGUUCCUGAAAAAGGGGCUAACGGCGAUUUCGCUUGAGUUGCGUAAGUUGUCCACUUGACACGAUUUAUUUUUUAUUUUUUAUAAACCCACAUUUUAAGCAGGGAUAUUGUUUCAACCUUUUUUAAAUCCUUUAUAUUAAGUUCACUUGCUUGCUUAGGACCGUGCAAAUCUUUCGGUCGUUUUUUAACCCACUUCCCGUGAUCCAAUCGAGCACAGACUCGUUGUGCGUGACAAUGCAUUUUCGUGAAAAAAAAUUCAAAAAUUUUACACUGUUUAGGGAAUUUUUUAAAAAUAUUUAAUUACCAAUUGUUUAAUGCUGCCAGACAAUCAUCUGACCCAUAGGUGGCAGCCAUCUCAAGCCAGAGGAUGAGAGGACUCUAGCCGCCCCGAUGCCACGCAUAUAAAGGAUUUAUAGUGAAAAACUUUGUUUUUACGGGUUUACUUGUUUCAAACAACGUGUGCUUGAUUCAGGCAGCGGGCCAUCCUUUUGCCGAAUUGCCUUUAAAAACAAAAUUAAAGAGAAUACUCUUCUUUAAACAUGAUGUGAGAUGAUAAUUGGUUCUUUACCCUUCUAUCUGGCAACAAAACUGACACCUUUUUACAA
Messenger RNA from Lethenteron reissneri (Far Eastern brook lamprey), 3238 nucleotides. RefSeq names its product UDP-glucuronosyltransferase 1A5-like. The record is from RefSeq and is a predicted model, not a curated record. Gene Ontology annotation, molecular function: UDP-glycosyltransferase activity. Lineage: Eukaryota; Metazoa; Chordata; Hyperoartia; Petromyzontiformes; Petromyzontidae.